CACACCCGCCGGGGACAGGGAGAGGACAGGGGGGACAGCGGACUUUACUCCUCCGGGGACACAAGGGGGACUCGAACACACUACACACCCGGACUUCACCCCCGAGGACCCGGGCUCUUCCAAACCGAACCAACGUGGACUUUUUCCUUUUUUACCCCCAAGAAAGUUCUCGAAAACCUCCUGUGGACGUUAGCUCGAGUUGUGUGUUGACAAACUAGCACAACGGCGUUAGCCACCCAAGCUAACUGCGUGACUAAAAGUUUGUUGUUGUUUUUGUUGUUGUUGUUUUUGUAACGGAGCUCGACUGCUCGGACGAACAUCUCUUCCCGGGAACCACACCAGGUCUCCAAGGACUUUCUAUACAUCUGUCAAAGAUGUGAAGUCCCUCUCAUCCCAGUGGACUCUUCAAUUACACACAGUGAGGAACUGGACCAGUAGGAAUCAUCUUGGACCCAGCACCGGGGGGGUGCCCUAAAACAAAAUCCCAAGCUGAAGUCUAUGUGUGUGACAUAUUUCAGCCCAGGACACAAACUGAGUAGAUCCUGUGUUGCCGUGGAAUCCUCGGCACCAUUAAAGCAAUCCAGUCCUCUUGUCAUGUGGGUACAUUACAGAGGAAGGCUCAUAUUACCCUCUCUGGUAUCACCAUCCGUUACAUCACCAUGGACCGGAAUAAACGCAAUUCCAUCGCUGGGUUCCCAACACGACCUGAACGCUUCACAGAGGACGGGGACAGUAUCGGAGGGGCAGGGGUCUGUGAGAUGGGCAUGGGCCCGCCUCCACAGGUGGGCCGGGUGUGGCCCUCGUCCUACAGAGCUCUGAUCAGCGCCUUCUCCUGUCUCACGCGCCUCGAUGACUUCACCUGCGAGUGGAUUGGCUCUGGAUUCUUCUCUGAUGUCUUCAAGGUACGUCAUCGAGCCUCAGACCAAGUUAUGGCUCUGAAGAUGAACAAGAUCAGCAGCAACAGAGCAAACAUGUUGAGAGAAGUUCAGCUAAUGAACCGGCUUUCACAUCCAAACAUACUCAGGUUCAAAGGAGUGUGUAUCCAUGAGGGCCAGCUUCACGCUCUGACGGAGUACAUCAAUGGUGGAAACCUGGAGCAGCUGCUCGAGAGCAACACGCACCUGAGUUGGCCGGCCCGGGUGAAGCUGGCCAGUGAUAUCGCCAGCGGCCUGGCCUACCUGCACUUCAAAGGCAUAUUCCACCGGGACCUCACCUCCAAGAACUGCCUGAUCAAAUGUGAUGACAACAGCUACACAGCGGUGGUUGGAGACUUUGGCCUGGCGGAAAAGAUCCCCACUACUGUUGCCGAAGGAGAGAAGCUCUCUGUGGUCGGCUCUCCUUUCUGGAUGGCUCCAGAGGUGUUGAGAGAUGAAACCUACAAUGAGAAGGCCGAUGUUUUCUCCUAUGGAAUCGUCCUGUGUGAGAUCAUUGCACGGAUCCAGGCCGACCCUGACUUCCUUCCCCGCACAGAGAACUUUGGCCUGGACUACCACACGUUCCAGCACAUGGUCGGAGACUGUCCGCCUGAUUUCCUCCAGCUGGCAUUCAACUGCUGCAACAUGGACCCUAAACUCCGCCCCUCCUUCCCCGACAACGUCAGGCACCUGGAGGAGCUUGUUGCUCGCCUCAAAGUGGAAGAGAUGGAGCACGAGUGUCUCCCGCUCGGCGGAGACAACGACAAGAAGACAAUUCCUAAAGGUAUCAGCCCUGCACCGCUGUCCAAACCACACAGCGAGAAGAUCCAGGGCUUCAAGCGACUGAACCCUCUCGGUUUCCAGGACGACAAAAUCCCGCAGAAGUCGCCCCGUCCUCGGCGAAACAUCUGGCUCAGCCGCAGCCAAUCGGACAUCUUCUCCUGCAAAGCAGUGAGGAAGGUCAACGUGAAGGACCCUUACUACAACCCCCCCAUCACGCAGCGCGCCUCCAAGGUCGGAAAGAUCAACCCGUUCAGCGCCCGCGAGGACCUGUGUGGCGGCAACAUCAAGUUCUACGACGUGCCCAGCAAGUCGGUGUUCUCGCUGAUGUUUGACCUCCACUCGCCUCCGGGGAGCACGUUCGGUAACCCGCCCGCUGCUCACGGCGCCGGGGGGCCGCAGCAGGAGGGGUCCUACUACUGGCUAGCGUUGCCAGGGAGACAGUGUCACUCCUUACCGGUGUCGCCCCAGCUGCCGCGCUCGGAGCUCUUCCAGCUCGCCGCCGCCACCGUUGGCUCCAAUAACAUCGGUUCCCUCACCUGUAACUCCGGCCUGCCGUCCACAACGCUGCCAGCGACUAACCUCAGGUCUGAUGUCGGCCCGACUGGAAUCGACGUCCGGCAGAAAGCGUUGGCGUGUGGCUGGGCGAAGAAAUACGUGGUGGUCGAGAUCCCGCCUUACUGCGGGCAGAGAGGAGGAGGAGGAGGGGAGGAAGAGGAGGAGGACGGAGAGGUAGAGGUAGAGGGGAGGACGGAGGGACACAAGGAGGACAUGUCCGGGGAGAGCCGGUCUCCCAUGGUCCCCGGCAGUGAGAGGGACGGAGGAGAGGCGAUGGACUGCUCCUGCAGCGCGGAGGAUGAGGACGAACGAGGAAGAGAGACAGACGCCGGCUUAAUGUAACAGACUUAAACCCACACCCCCCCCUCACAUGGACGAAUGUGGCGGGGGGGAGGAUGUGGUAGCUUUGGACGAGAGCUCGGGGACUCUGACUCUUGACUGUGAGGAAGUGGACGAGCAUUGAGACGGACAGACCGAACACAAGUUAACGGAAAAAUACAAGAGAAAAGAGAAAAAGCAAAAGAACUUGAACUUAUCUCUCAAGUGAAUUUAUCCAAGCUCAUCUGAUUCAGAUCAAUAUUUGUUAUCACACAGGUUGGACAGGACAAUUCUUUCCAGUUGGAACAGAAAAAGCUUCUAUCGACCCCGUGGACGCUCGGAAUAGAGAUUAUUUUUUUUUAAAGGUUGUUUAUAUUUACUAUUGUGAGACGAUGUCGAUUUUCCUCUCUCCUUAAAAGUUUCUUAUAUUUGGCGUCUUGUCUGUGACGAGGGAACCGGAUCCCUCGUGUUGAGUAUGUGUUAAAACUUUCCCCAUGUUCUUUCAUUCAAAUGAUUUAUAAAUAUUUGUUGUUAUUUUACGUAUUCAAAGGAAAGUCUGCCCAGCAACAGGAAUGGUAUCCUCGAGGCCGAGCUGGAUUCAUUCGAUAGGUUCAACACUUAAAGUUAAUUCACUGUCUCUUUUAAGGACCUGACCAGUGGUUUUAAUGUCUUUUAACAUCUUGGUAUCUAUGUGAAGUCGUGGUUGUCAGUUUGUGAGGUUCAGGAGACGUGUUUUCAAACAACGAUAUCCAGAAAUAUAAAAAUAGUAUUUAAAGUGGCUGCUCUGAAGCCAAAUCACCAAUCUAAUGUCUGAGUUUACUUGAAUGCACCACGAGUUUUCAAAACAGUUCCCUCUUUUGUAAUUUAAUGAAUUUUAUUUUCACCAAAACAAGUUUAAGACUGUUAAACGUUUGAAAUGCAGGAAUCUUCUUAUUACAAUUUAAGUUUGAUUCAUAAACAAUAAAAUGUACUGUCACUCAAUUAACAGAAUCAGGGAUUUAACCACCACAGCCUUACUGAGACUGGUUUGACCAUGAUGUCAUGGUAACCCUGGAAAAUGUGUUUGUUAAAACCAGUCGCUUCAGAUCAGAAAGGAAAAGUCAAAAUGUGCCUGUGUGCUGUAAUUUCCUGUUUUGGCCACAGAGGGUCGUAGUUCUGCAAAAAUCACAUAGUCUCACUUUAAAGUAAAAAGUUUACUUUAUAGAAACAAGGCUCUAAGGUGGGAAAUCAAUCUCAUGUCAGACUUAUAGAUCAAGAUGAGCAUGAAGGCAGAAAUAUAAAUUAUAUUAUAUUAUAUUAACUACAAGCUCUAAAAACUGCCAAUGUCCUAAAGCAGUGAAUAAAUUAGUGAUUAAUUCCAUCAUCGUCUUUUACAAACCUUUGACGUGAUUAAAAAGUAUUCAAGCAUCUGGAAAAUGUUUCUAAGUAGCUAAUUUAUUUUAUUCUAAGUUCAAGUUUUCCCUUAAAGUUCAGUGAAUAUUUUACUUUAAGCCGAGUCUGAUACUGUGAAACUGGUCCCGUGACAUUUUCAUCUUCCUGUUUGAGGGUUAAAACGUUAUUUAACUUUAACAGAUAUUAAACAAUCUCAUUGGGGGGUCGGGGGGGUCAUUUGACAUGAGAACUGUUGAUCUGAAUGUUUUCAGUGACUGUAAUGAAAUGAGUUCUGACUUGUUAAACACGACUUCCUGUUGAUCUGCUCCAGCUCUUGUCUAUGAUCCUCUCUUGUUUCAUUCUGAUCUAGGAACUAAAACGCACUUGUACCGUGAUGAUCUUCUCUUAACGACCUUUCACUACUUUUCUAUGCAACAGAUCAUUUAUCUCAGUGUUUUAAAGGAUAAAAACAAAAGAUCUAAUUUGAUAUUUAUGAGAAAGAAAACAACUUUUUAAUGUCUUACCUUUGUAUAUUUGUGUAAAAAGUUUGUGUCGCCUGCUGCGACGAAUACAGAUCCAGAUGUUUUUCUUUGCUGAUGGAGUAACAAAGCUUCUCUGAGUCUUA
Molecule: messenger RNA, 4566 nt
Organism: Limanda limanda (common dab)
Lineage: Eukaryota; Metazoa; Chordata; Actinopteri; Pleuronectiformes; Pleuronectidae
Gene: tesk2
Product: testis associated actin remodelling kinase 2
Exons: 13
Coding region: 660-2594 (644 amino acids)
Biological process (GO): protein phosphorylation; actin cytoskeleton organization
Cellular component (GO): cytoplasm; nucleus
Molecular function (GO): protein serine/threonine kinase activity; ATP binding
Source: RefSeq, a predicted model, not a curated record